Messenger RNA from Pocillopora verrucosa, 1217 nucleotides. RefSeq names its product histamine H2 receptor-like. Gene Ontology annotation, molecular function: G protein-coupled receptor activity. Gene Ontology annotation, biological process: G protein-coupled receptor signaling pathway. The record is from RefSeq and is a predicted model, not a curated record. Gene Ontology annotation, cellular component: plasma membrane. NCBI's taxonomy places the organism in Eukaryota, Metazoa, Cnidaria, Anthozoa, Scleractinia, Pocilloporidae.
UUUCUUGAGCAUGGAGGCAGAAGAUUUAUACUGGAUUUUUGGCUGGUUAUUCACUGCCGUGGCGAUUUCUGGAAAUACCCUCGUCAUCUAUCUGAUUUUAGCGAAACGACAUCUUCGCAAGAAACCGAACUGGUUUAUUUUGUCGCUAGCAACCGCCGAUUUAUUUGUAGGGUUUACGUACAUUCCUCCGUUUUACGCGUGUAGAGAAUGGUUUUCUUGCAGUGAACACGUUUGGUUUGUGAGGAAAACGAUUCAAUGGUUAUUUCUUUACGCGUCUGUAUGCAACCUUUUUAUAUUAACUUUAGAUCGUUACAUUGCUGUUACAUCACCACUAAAACAUAAGAGAUGCUUGACACUAGGUCGAAUCGCCAUAUUGGCAUUGACCGCCUGGUUUAUACCGGUAAUAUUCCGAGUAUGCAUCUACACCCCAAUUUAUCUCAAAAACAAGGAGAUUGCCUCGAAAUAUCUUGUUCCUCUGUUUAUGGUGAUGUUUGAGUUUGUUUUAUGCAUCGCUCUUCCCUUCUUUACGUUUCGCAUGGUUCACAUUGUGAGGAAUUUGCGAAAGAGCAGAGGAAACUCAGAAAACCUUGAACAUUCAUCCAUUAUGGAAUUGAGAUCUUCUACGAUUCGAAUUCACGUUAGCGAAGAAAGACGCAGAAAUUACAACAUCAACGUUGUGGUUUGCGUUGUCAUCCUUUUCAUUAUUUGUUACUCUGUAAAUCUUUACACCUCUGUUUGUUCCGUUUUUAAUUUGUGCUCGAUAUCUCAAGAGUUGUGGUAUAUUCGACAUUUGUUGUUGAUCGCAAAUUCUGCCCUAAACCCUGUUGCUUACGCUUUACUCAAGAGAGAUAUGAAGAGGGCGAUUUUAGCUCUGGGACGCUCCAAGUCAAAUAAUCAAGUCAGUCCGGUAUCUGUGGUAAACUGAUUUGAAUCAAAGAUGAUUCAUCACAGCAAACAGAGGCAAAAUUGUGUUACGCUGCAGAGCUGUUCUGAGUUGCACCGCGUGUCCUCGAGGAAGAACAAUACAUUCUCGCGUGUUUCACCCGCGCGCGGUGUCGUUUACGUAUGCCAUCUACAGUGUGUUGCGCAUUCUCGUCCCCAGAGCCGCUCGUCUUCAUCUUGAGUUGAAACCAAGUGACUGAAAGAGGACUAGAAAAGGAAUGGAUGUUGCGCGAGCCCAGAAAAGUGGGUUGAUCAGAAGUCGUCCUCUUUGUUGC